AAUCUGACUACGUCUGACGCCGACAUUGACGCCGCAUGAUCCAUCUGAUCCGAAAAAGGAAAGAACGGAAACGGAAAGAAUAACACUAGUCAAAAGGUCGACGUCUUCGAGGUCACUGUUAUUAUUUCCUGGUUAAUCGUAAAUGUUAUAAAAGCUGGCGUUUAUCAAUGUAAACUAAUGUGAACCAGCGGUAGCGAUUCGUAUUUUUGAGCAAUUUUGCAUCAAUGUACUGGAGUGGGCUUAUGUUCUGGAAUAGAAAGAUAAUCGGUGUGGGACGGGAAGAAAUGCCACUAAGCUCCAUAAGUCAUGUUGCAAAUACUCCCACUGACACAGCAGAAAGUGUGAAUCCUGGCACGAGUGCACAAAUAACAUCAACCUGCUGCACUCCACCACCAUCCUAUCAUAAUAUUAAUUUACCUCUUGGGCAUCCUUCUACGUUGACUAAUGAACGUGGUGCACCACCCUCAUACGAAGAAGCAAUAGAUCCUAAUGCACCACCACCGUCUUAUGAUUCAUUGUUUGGUCGUAUGAGAGAAGCUCGUAAAAUAUCCAAAGGCAUAUUUGACUUUUUAAAAAAUAUUAUCUUUUUGCUUUUGGGCACAAUUGGGUGUACCAUCAUUAUUGGAGUGACGAUAGUGGUACCGAUUUGUAUGAUGGUGAUUGGUGGACUAUACCUUUACGAUUGUCCACAGGGUGAAUACAUUCCUGUAUAUUUGUUAGUAGGCGGUGGAUUUGGAGUAUUUAAACAAUUGUUAACUCUGUCAACUAGAGUGCGACAGCGACAAGAGGAAAGAGAUGAAGAAAGAAUUAGGCAGUCGCCUACGCAGACUUUAAUCAAUUGUUUUAUGCUCGGAUGGUUUAUUAUUGGUUCAAUGUGGGUGUACAAGGAAUAUGAACCAAAUUAUGACCCAGCGCAAGGAAAAUAUUGCAACAAGACGUUAUACCUAUUCGCUUUUUGGCUAAUCACAUCAGUCUACAUGUGUCUAGGUGUCAUAAUGGCUGGCCUGUGCAGCAUAUCCAUAGUUAGCAUCGCGUUUCAGAGACCACCGCCGGAUCUGAUGUGAGACACUAUAGCUUAGCUGCUUCAUAUGCGCGUCUCCGAAACAACAAACAUCUAAGAUCUUCCGCAUUUGACAUAGUCAGGACUGUAUUGUCGGUAAGAAAACAACUCCACUAUGUGUUACGGGGAAUAUGCGUGUGUAAACUGCGUGUUGGGUGGGCAUAAUUUUCUAUCUUUCGUGGGACAAUGUCGUCAACACCCUCUGAUUGAUAAAUACGAAUGGCUCAUUCUUUUAGACGUAAUCCGAUCAAAGAUUUAGAUAUGAGAAGCUCCAAUUUGUAUAGGAAUGCGGCUACAAACGCCGUAAGUGGAAAAGAAAUCUCAUUUUGGGAGCAAACCGAUAAAAAUCAUUCGCCGAGAGUGGCGCGACAUCGUUUACCGAAAACGAGUCGCUUCGCGAUGGGGAGCAAAAAUUUCGUCCACGUUUUACGUACCUGAGAUGCUUAAACGACCACUUCGAAAGAAAUCGUUGGCACGUUAAAAAACGCACAUAAAAUACUCGCGUGCAAUACAAAUCUCAAACAAGAUCGUUUUAAACGACUUUUCAUCACGUGUAAUAAGCGCAAUUAUCCGCAUAGUUACUCGAUAAUUCGACUUUGUCGGACGAUUUGCGACCAAAUAAAAUCGAAGAAAAGUACGAUACAUCGAAGUCAGUUGUCUCUAUUGACAGCCUCUUGAUAAAAAGAAUGAAUGAGAAGCGAAGAUAAGCGUCGCUUCGACGGAAUUAAAGGCUGUGCGUACAUCGCGUUACUCGCGAAUAUUCAAUGUUGUGCCAAGUGGACGUGAAGUCGCAGACCAAGGUAUUUCGCUAUCACAGUGUUGCACGCGCCAGCGCUGGUGCGCGAUACAAUUACUAUAAUACGCCGCAAAACUCGUUCGGAAUUCACUCAGAGUGGACCACGGCGGAUGCGCGACUUGCACUACGCUUACACAGCGGCGCUGACGCUUUGAUACGACGGUCUAACAAUACAUCUGCGAUAUAGAUGUUAGUCAUCACAUCAAUGCUCGUUCUCAAUAUACUUCUUAUCUAUGUUAAGCACGUUAUGGACUUUACAGAUUUGAUAACAAAUUCGGUUGAAUGCACUAAUAUAUACAUUGGAUGCAAGUUAAAGUGUCGCAUACAAAUUGUUGUAUUGUAGAAGCAUACAUAAAUAUAACAUUAAUUUAUUUGGAUUAUUCUUAUAUAUGUUAAAUUUUGUUUAAUAUCUCAAAGUAUUAUGUUAUAUAUUUAUAUUUAACAUUGUAUUAUAUAUUUUUAUAAUAUUAGAUAAAUUGAAAUGUACAACAGACUUUAAUCAGCGCACAUUAAUGUACACAACCGAAUUUGCUAUAAUACAAUCAAGUACGCGCACUCAGCUUACUCGUGACUCGUAACUUAUUGUUAAAAGACUGCGAUCUUGCUCGACAAUUUCUAUUUAUUCGCCCUCUCCUCCGUCCUUUUAUGCCUCUAUAGAUCUUCGUUGGAUGUUUAUGUCCUCGAUAUGUACACGAUUUGUUUUCUCAUAGAGAAAAAGUCACGCGAAGCGAUCGAACAGAAUAAACGUAUAAUAUACACGUUUUUUUCGAAGUGUCUAUCUUAAGAAAUUAAAAACGACAGUAUUUGUUAGUAUUGUAGGAGCUUGCUGUUUUACGGAAAGAUCAGCACGCUCCGUCGUGUCGUGCGUGUGAUGUCGUGACGACAUACACGCCUAGCUAAUUUGUGAUUCGAUUAAACAAUUGUAUUACCAAGUGUAUUAUGAAAAAUAUCGCUCUGUACAUACUUAAACACUACCGUUCCUUCUACUUUCAUAUGACUAUUGACUUUUCCGACUGAAAUUUAGUCUUCCUCCCUUCUUACAUUAAACAUAAUUCCCAAACAUAAAACUAAGCAUAAGCGUUGGCAUAAUUGUAAACGUAGAUAUACCGAUAAGCAGGCACAGGUAUAAUUGUGCCUGCGUCACAACUGACAUACAUGCUUAUGCUCAUUAUGAUUAAUAACCGAGCUUGUGCUUGAAAUUUUACAUAAACAUAUUAAGAGAUAUGUAUAUAUAUAUACUGAUCGUGUACAUUAACAUUGCAGCGUAUAACAUUAUACCGAAUACAGAUUGUAAAUAAUGUACGACUUGAAUGUAGAGUUAUCGAUCCGACAAACACGUAUCUUGCAUUUACUAUAUUAUUAUAACAUAACGAGAUAUUAAUUUCUGACAAUGUAACAGCAUUCCUACGUUUUGCAUAGCAAAAACGUACGCACAUUCGUUGUCAUAAUUUCUUAAAUAAAGCGCUUAAAAUCACGCAA
Messenger RNA from Linepithema humile (Argentine ant), 3335 nucleotides. RefSeq lists its product as uncharacterized. The record is from RefSeq and is a predicted model, not a curated record. NCBI's taxonomy places the organism in Eukaryota, Metazoa, Arthropoda, Insecta, Hymenoptera, Formicidae.